GUGACUGCGCGAGCGGCGGGGGCGCGGACGACGCUCCGCGGGGCUGCGCGAGUGGGCGCGGAGCUCGGGCGGGCGGGAGGGGGCCGGGGAGGGGGGGACCGGCGGCGGCCGAGCGGCGAGCGAGGAGCGGGGGAGAGCAGCGGGGGCGAGAUGAGCGCUGGGCUCCCCCUGGGCAGAGAGCCGCCCUCCGCAGCCGCCGCCUGUGAAUGAACUGAGGCGAGGCGGCCAGCCGGGUGCCCCCCUCCUCCUUCCCCUUGUCCCCGGGCCGGCCUGCCCGCCGCCGGUCCCACCGCGGACGUCCUCGCCUGCCCCCGGCCUCCCUGCCCCCACGCACCUUCGGCAGCGCGGAGCGCGGCCCUGCCCGCCACAACCGGCUCCGUCCGCCGCGGCCGGGGCGAACUGAAGGAAAGUCAUCAUGGGAGCAUUUUUAGACAAGCCAAAGAUGGAGAAGCAUAAUGCCCAGGGGCAAGGGAAUGGGCUUCGUUACGGUCUGAGUAGUAUGCAAGGCUGGCGAGUUGAAAUGGAGGAUGCACAUACGGCUGUGAUCGGUUUGCCAAAUGGACUUGACGGAUGGUCGUUUUUUGCUGUAUAUGAUGGGCACGCUGGAUCACAGGUUGCCAAGUACUGCUGUGAGCAUUUAUUAGAUCACAUCACGAGCAACCAGGAUUUUAAAGGGCCAGAUGGGCCACCAUCUGUGGAAAGUGUAAAGAGCGGCAUCAGAACAGGUUUUCUGCAAAUUGAUGAACACAUGAGAGUCAUCUCCGAGAAGAAACAUGGUGCAGACAGAAGUGGGUCAACAGCUGUGGGUGUCAUGAUUUCUCCCCAACAUACGUACUUCAUCAACUGUGGAGACUCGAGAGGUUUACUUUGUAGAAACAGGAAGGUUCACUUCUUCACGCAGGAUCACAAACCAAGUAAUCCACUGGAGAAAGAGCGUAUACAGAAUGCCGGUGGCUCUGUAAUGAUUCAGCGUGUGAAUGGCUCUCUUGCUGUUUCAAGGGCACUUGGGGACUUCGAUUACAAAUGUGUCCAUGGGAAGGGGCCUACAGAACAGCUAGUCUCACCCGAACCUGAAGUUUAUGAAAUUGAGAGAUCAGAAGAAGAUGAUCAGUUCAUCAUACUGGCUUGCGAUGGUAUCUGGGAUGUUAUGGGAAACGAAGAGCUGUGUGACUUUGUAAGAUCCAGACUUGAAGUCACUGAUGACCUUGAGAAAGUUUGCAAUGAGAUAGUUGACACCUGCUUGUACAAGGGAAGUCGAGACAACAUGAGUGUGAUAUUGAUCUGUUUUCCGAAUGCACCAAAGGUAUCGCCAGAGGCGGUGAAAAGAGAGGCAGAGUUGGACAAGUACCUGGAAAGCAGAGUAGAAGAGAUCAUAAAGAAGCAGGGUGAAGGAGUCCCAGACUUAGUCCACGUGAUGCGUACGUUAGCAACUGAGAGCAUCCCAAACCUCCCGCCGGGGGGUGAAUUGGCGAGCAAACGGAGUGUGAUUGAAGCCGUUUAUAACAGACUGAACCCCUACAGGAAUGAUGAUACUGAUUCUGCCUCAACUGAUGACAUGUGGUAAAACUGCUCAUCUGGCUGUGGAGUUCACGUUUCAUCCUUCAAAUGAAAGUGCAGCCCAACCUCAGUGACCCUUCUUAAGAUCCAUCCUCGACCUUAAUUAAAGAAGGGAGUACAAUGGGUUGGUGAGAGUGACUACAGCAGUAUGACAUCUAGCCCAGGAACUGAUCUUUUUUUGUAAAACAGACUUCUGUAAACGUGAUUUCAAACCAUAAUUCAUGUUGUAAAUCAGACUCCAGCAAUUUAUGUUGUAUGAUUUUUGUUUUUGUAAAGUGCAAUUGUCUUUGUACAAAAUGCUCAUAUUUAAUUAUGAACCGCUUUAAAUCACUAUAAAGGUUAGAAGAAAUGUUUGGCUUGUGUGAUGCAACAAUAUAUAUCCCUUUAAAUUCAUGUUGUGGUUUUGGAUUGCAAGGAGCAGCAGCCUAGCCAGCUAGGUGCUCAAGAGGUGCACAAAACUGUAGAGAUAACUUGGUUUUAUAUGAAAGCUGAACUUGUGGGCGACUUCCCAGAAACUACAGUGUGUAAAUUUGCUUGGCAAUGGAAAAAUAACUUAAAGAGUAGUGCACAUUCUUCAAACGUGUAUAUUGGUUCCUUGGACGUACUCCUGCUCUCACAUUGAGUUAAAGGGAGUUCUGAUUUUGACUUCAGUGGGAGUUAAAUCACCCCCUAUUAAUAGUAACGUGUUCAUAGGCAGAUGAACCGUGGGAUUAGAAUGCCUUGAUUCUUUGCACCUCUUUAUUUCAUUAACCCUUACCUGCAACUACUAAUCACUGAGCACGAACAGGCAGCUUUCUACGUACGGUAGGAGUCUGCAGCAUUUUCACAAUCCUGACGGGCUGGGUCUGCUGCUGUUCCAAGUAAAAUACUCUGAAUUCCAUUUUAUCAAUAAAGCUUGAUUUAACAAACAAGACAUUUAUCCAUAAAUGUGUAAUUCCUUUUUUUCCUGCCUUUUUAAAUGUCAGUGCCAUUGUAAAUGAUAUUUUACUUGUGGAAGAAUAUUUUUAUUAAUUGGUAGCCCAUUUUUAAAAUGGGUAGGGUUUUGAUUACUGCCCAAGACAUAGCCAUAUGGUAGAGGAUGAUGUGGGAUUAAUCUCUUACCCUCUUUUUUUCUUACAAGUGUGUUUUUUUCUUUCAGGCUUUUUGUUUUGUUGGUUUCUUUCCCUCCCCACCGAAGAUGUGCAUUGGUUUGAAUUUGCCUACUGUUUGAUGCAAAUACAUUUGUCAAAGCCUGACAAUCUUUAACAUUUUAUGGUGUGUGUUUUUAAUUGACCCACUUACUUAGAAUGAGAGCCUAGCGGUUAAACAGUACUUGUGAUUUGAGAUAUAGCAUGUUGACGAUAUUUAACUGUUCGUUGUUUAAAAAUUCUAAUUUAAAAUUUUAUAAGAUAAUAAACUAAUUUCAUUUAAGCUUAGCUUUCUCCCAUUGAGCAUACAAAAAUUAAGUUUUCAAGUCAGUCGUGUUUGCAAAACUGUUGUUUUGUGCACCUUGUAUUGUCUUUUUGGUUGAGAAUAUUGUAUUUAUUAUGUAGUUUACUCAUUUAGUAGGCAGAUUCCCCAAAAGGAAAAUCAGUAAAACAAGUAGAUUGUAACAUUUAUUGCAGUUAAACAGAAUCAAAACUUGGUGUAUAAUUACUUUUUGAUAGGAAAAUGUAGUACAAUGCAUUUUGCUAUAUUUGUCUUUCCCUAACUUUGAAAUAUACAUAUUUGUAUAUAUAGCCUUAAAACUAAUGCAGAGUUAGGGAACACUGAACAGUGAAAAAGUAACUUAUAGUGUCUUGGAACUAAGUAUAGUAUAUACCAGCAAACUUUUCUUUUAUCCCUCUUGUCUAUGUGGGGUGCUUAAACGUAACUUCAUUGUAUUCAGUUUGUAAUUUGUUCAAGCAUGAAUGAAGAAAACAUAAGCACUAUUUGUAUUUAUAAAUUUAUAGCAAUUUUUGCUUAAAGAACCAGUUCCUUACCUACCUAUGAAUAAAUGCUUAAAAUGUCUAAUUUUGUUGUAGAGUGCAAAACUAUAAUAAUGUUAAGUUAUAGCUUCACAGGCACCUAAUUAACGAGCAUAUUUAACAAUACAUGGCGUAUUAGUGCAAAAAAGCUACACCUAAUUUAGGACGAGGCAGAUGGAUUGCUGUCCUUUCUCAUAGAGACUAAAGUUUAGGUUUGGAAACCGCAAAACCUUGGACUGGACUGUGGAACCUUCGAGUUUUUUAAACGUUAAAGACCAGAAGUAAAACUGUGGUGUGCAAAGCCAUACUUCGUAAUCACUUACACUGUCUCAGCGACAAAUGAUGCGUUUGAAGCCUCUUCUUCCGAGGUCUCCUAAAGGUUAGAAAGAAGUUAGUUGUGCUGUUGCUACAGGCGAUGUCAGUAGGUUUGAGGGCAGUGCAAGAAAGCCCGUUUCAGGCCUUUCUUCUCCCCCGCCUGUGUUCAGCGUUUUGAUGAGGUCCGAGCACUGAGUGUAUUACGUAUGCGUUAACACUGCCAUUUUAGAUACCGAUUUUGAUUACAAAAUAGAUGAAUUAAGUAUAUAAAGCAUCUUAGGAAAGGGGCAAGCUGUACUUUUCACUGCUCUGAAAAGAAAAAGGCACUUUUGCACCUUUGUGCAUCUCCUUCUUGCACCAGAAACUUUUUUUUUUAAAUGCUAAAAAAACAUUAGCACCUCAGGGGCAAGGCAGCAAUUGUGUUAAUUUUUAAGUAUUGUGUCCUAUUUAUUUCCCUCUUAGGAAAACAAAAAUCCUGUGUGACAAAACUGAAAAUUGUUUGAUGUUUAAAGAUGUAUUUUUAAAUACAUGUUCAAAUAGGACGGUCCCAAUUUGCUUGUUUUUAAAAGGAAAUGACGUUUGUAAAGCUACUGUGCUUCGUAUGCCAUGAGACUUUGUUUUCCUUCUUUUGACUGCUUCACUGGCUUCGGUUUCUGUGAGUUUUGUUAUAGUCAGAUUAAAUGUUUCACUGGUUGUUCUGGGAAAAUACCUGUACUGCCCUAUAGACAAAACUGUUUCCAAAAAAAUUCUCACUAAUUCAGCAUUGAAAUAUGUUCAAGACAGAGGCUUCUAAAAUGUGCUUUAAAACCAAUGUUGGAUUAGCUAAAUGCAGUUACGUUAAGCGGGGUCCUAGAUUUGCAAGGCUUUGUAAAUGUGUUGUAUCGAUAGAAAUCUGCAGGUCCUGUGGGAAUGACGAAGCUCGUACCAAGCCAGGAGUCUGCACCGCAAAAUCCUCCGUGUGGGGCCGGCGUUCGUUUUAAUUGUCCAGCAGGAUGAAUUGGAGAGAGACAUUUCCUCCAUUUGUCGUUAAACUGUGCUAAGUUGCGGUAAUCCCGGGUUGUGUCAUUAGCGAGGUGCCUGAUGAAUACGAAGCGGCAAAUGAGUAACGGUAGCACUUGCUGUGGCAGCUCAUGCGGGUGCCCAGGCCAGUAAUUUUAACAUGUACUUACGAUAAACUGACUUCAGAGCCCGUUAAAUGGUUUGUUGCAAAGCUGGUGCUGUCUCUACAUAGGUUAAAAUCUGAGCUUUUUACUCCGUUCAAGAAUUGGAAACUUCAAAAGGAGGUUUAUAAUAACAGGAUUAGGGCAGAUUAGGAAAUACUUCUUCACAGAAAAGGUUGGGAAGCACUGGAACAGGCUGCCCAGGGCAGUGGUGGAGUCACCAUCCCUGGAGGGGUUUAAAAGAUGUAUAGAUGAGGUUCUUAUGGACGUGGUUUAGUGCUAGUGCUGGGUUAUGAUUAUACUUGAUGAUCUUGAGGGUCUCUUCCAACCAAAAUGAUUCUAUGAUUUUAUAAUAAUUUAGGAACUAAUGAUUCAGAUCCAUGAUCGACUUACAUCAAGACUAAAGGGUUGCCAUGGCCCUACUGCCCUCUUUGUGCCAGCACUCGUGCUUGUGUGGCCGUGCAGUCAGGGGAAAGGAAAGCGAUGUGUGCUCUUCAGCUGGGUAAGUCCAUGUACCCGCAUCCCACAGCUGGAUUUAGGGCAAAAUGGGAGCAAAGGGUGCACCAGCCCUUCUGCCUCAGUUUGGGAAGUAACACCCUAAAAGCAGAUAAAUGAUCGUCCUGUGUAGGGAGUAUCAAAGCCUUUGCAGAUCUUUCUCCACUCUAAAGGCAAACAUUUUGCUUUGGUAAACACUCGUUCUUAAAACUGGAAUUGUGAGGCUGGUUUUAAUGUUGUCUUGUGGCUGCAUUCCACGCUGACAAACUUAUUUUCCGUUCUUUCUCCAAUAGGUAGCUCUGUCCUGUGGGACAGACAGCGUGGCUGCCACAAUUAGGUUAACAAUACAGUUGUUACAGUUCACCUUAUUUCGGUGUACAUCAGGAUUUCAUCAUGCCAAGAUGUUCACGUUCGUCCCUACCUGCACCUUCUUGAAUUGCUUUUAUGCUCAAAUGGCUUGAUGUGUUUAAAUUUCUCGAUGUUUAAACUUGGCCACAUCUGUAACGCACCAACCUUUAGUAAAAUGUUACCCUUUUCCUCAUCAUUUGGCAAAUAGUGUUUUAGUACUAACCUGAUGUACCUCGCCAUAGGUUCAGAAACAGCAAAACUGUGUAGAGCUAUCGAGCUGUACCUGACAAUUUUCCGUGGAGAAUGGAGUUGUUACUCUGUGCCAAGCUUCACGAGGUGUGAAAAUAAUGUCUCCCAGAUAACUAGUGUAGCUCCUUGUUCCUACAGCUUCUGGUGUCCGAGAGGAUCGGCACCCUCAGCCUUUCUAUACCAGUACAGGCUCUAAAGUCUCUACUUGGCUGCAGAGAUUUUUUUUAACUCUUUAAGUGGUAGAAAGAGGCUCUGCAUGUGAAUUUCUAGGAUGCUGUAGUGCAUGGAAUGAACACGAUUCCGGCUACAAGCUGUAAAAACUGAGUAAGAUAUAAAAGUCCCAAUCUGGUGCUGAGUACCUUUGACUGACCUGUCUGUGAAAUAUUGAUCAGAGAAUCUGAUGUUUUGAGAUGUCUCUGGAGUGUUUGCGUGGUCUGCAGGUCUGUACAGACCCAGGUGUGCACCUUCUGAAACACUCUGGAGCCUUAUUUUGCUUAAUUAUUUUAAUGAGGUAGCAGUCAGCUGGGCCAUGGCGUUUGUUCACAGAAGUUCAAGAAGCUGUAGGAGAACGUAAAGCUUUUAUUUAUUCUCAUGGACCACUAAAUGCUUUCGAUUAAAAAGUAAAUCUACAGGGUGCUACAUGUUGAGUUUACAUCAUCUCCCACUGAAAACUUGAUUCCAGAAAAAUCUACAAAUAUUUCUACUGUUAAUACAUGAAAAAAAAAUGUCUGGAGCUGUUACCUUCUGAUUGUGCUUAAGUUAUCGAUCUAUAGAGACUUAGGUCCUAUGCGUACUCCUUGCUUUAUCUGUGUUUUCAUUUGAUGUUCCUUUUGAGUAGCAGUAAAACAAAACUGGUUUUAUUAUUUUUAUGGGUUUUUUCCCUUCACGUAGAUACUCCUCUACAGUCACUGUGCUUCCGAGCUAAGAGAACAGGAGCGAUAAUGGUGUCUUAGGAGGGGGUUUUGGGGGAGACUUGCUUUCAAUGCAACAACAACCCCCCUAUCCUUUGCAACCACAAAAUUUGGGAAAGUGGGCUUAACGUUACAAAUGCCUUUUCUAGAGUUAAUGGAAUAGCUCUAUUCUGAAAGUGUCAAAACUUCACUAGAGGUGGGAUGACAGGUCAGAUUUCUCGAGUAUAUAUUGGUUUAUGCCUAGCUAUAUUUUUACAUGUACUGACUCCUGGCCAAAUGCUUCUUAAAAUAUCACUCAACACCUUUUGCUCGCUUUUUCCUCCCUCAAAAAGAAAAAUAAAGCAAAUGAUGCUUACGACUGUGUAACCAGCCAUUUAUUUGCGAGGGGGAGCGCUGUGUCGGACGGCACCGUUUUCCUUGAGCGCUACGUCUGCGCUUCUCGGCUCAUUCAAUAUCAUCGAGCCAACUCUGAAAUGCGUUUUUCUUCCAUUAACUGUGUGGCUCUGAAGAACGGGUGGGAGUGCAGGGUUUCACACACUGUGAGUAAACCCCCAGGGUUGAAGGAGGUGCCAUUUGUUGUAUUUUCUGAGCAAUAUCUUUGAGAAGAAAACAAGAAAACUGAGACUGGCAGGUCAUAAAACGUUACAUACUCCUACUUCAGUCAAUGCCUAUAGACUGAGGUCCAGAGUUUAAUUUCGCCUGAGUUACUGAGUUCAACCUGGUCUGAGCAAUGGAAAUAUGGAGUAGCCGAUUCUGUUUUCACUGUUGGGAUUUCAGGCUGAAGCGCAGUAUUUUUAUUCAAACUACAGGCGAAAAUUAAACUAAUACAGUCUUGGGAAAAUCAGGCACGUCCUUAACUUUACGUCCUGCUGAUGUUGAUGGAGCUUCACUCACAACAUCCAGAGUUUGUACGUGUAUCAUUAAAGCCUUAACUGUCCCACUUUUGGAAUGAAAAAGAAAUCUAAUCUUUAUUCAGUUGUGAUCUUUAUUCAGUUUUAAAGGGAAGAAGGCGGCAAAGUAAAAUGUUAGAUUAAUUGGAGAGAACUACUUCAUAAGUCUUUAAACAUGUACGUUGGCAUUUUUUUGUCUUCUAAAACCUCAGAAGGGCGCAGUUAGGAGGUUCAGACUUUGAUGUAGCACUUAUAGCUGUGAAGAUUAAAUAAAAGGAUGAAACCCAAACUGAGUUACCCAGGAUGGAAAAAUGAGACGCUAAAAAUCUAGGAAUAAAUGUGCUGAAUUUAACACAGCGUGAUUUCCACGUCUGGUCAUGGAGCUACCGAAAGGAACUCUGCCGGUGUUUUUAGGGGAACAUUUUAUUGUUGCGAGUGAUGCUGGACUGUCAGACUCUUAAACUGGAAAUGGGGCAUAAUAAAGAGUCCCAUACGUGACAUGUCGCAGAACCUGUUGCCGCACAUUGAUGCUUGUGCAGCCGUUUGAUGCUGGAAACUGGGAUUUCCCAGCGUUAUUGCUGAUGGUGUGAUUCGCAGUGACCUUGAGUACCAAGAGUUAAGUUGUAUUUGUUAACUGGAUCUAACUCUUUGGUGCCAGGAAUCUAGUUGUUUUGGAAUAAGUGCUGAAUUAGGCAAAUGUUCUUGACAAAUCGUGCUGGGUGGUUCAGUACUCGGAAAACCAAAUGACUGGUGGGUUAAUAUGAGACAAAACCUAGAUCCUCCUAGCCAGGGAAUACUGGAUAUAUGAGAAGUGUGAGGUUUGAUCACCAGAACUGGCUCUAGAUCUUUCCAAGCAGAGAUUUUGGUUUCUAGCAUCUGUCUUGUUACUAAGCCCACGUACAAACAUGCUGAAUUAGAGAGUUUUCACCUGUCUGCUCACAGAAUUGACUCCACAUCGUAUCCUAAGAGUCUGGUUUGUAGUGACAUGCUGUGCCUGUCUUUUUAGAACAUUCAUGACCUCUUUAUAUCUAUUUUGUGGAAAGUGUAACUUUUUUCAUUGAUGACCUGUAUAAAUGUGUGUUAUGAAUGGAGAGAUUUAAGCUUGAAAAGCACGUUUGGAGAUUACACAGCUUCAUUAUGGAAUUUAUAAAUUUAACAGAGUAAUAUACAAGAGCAUAACUAUUUUCCUUAAGUAGAAUGUAUAACAAUAAAUAAUAAAUUAUUCUCCACAUAGUUCACCCACUAUUUACAGUUUUACACAAUUCAGACUGUGUGUUUACAGAAAGUUCAAUAAAUGUAUAUUUUGUACUAUGUACAGAUUCCUGGUCCCAAAGAAAAUGUGUGAACUUAGUUUCUAACUUAACUUUUGAGAUUGUACUUUUUCCUUUUCUCUUUCUUUCUUCUUGGUUCUGCUUUGGAAUCAGUUGAACAAACCGCGUUACGCCUGUCAAUGGUGGAGCCUUGCAUUGGAAUAAACGGGAGUUGGAAAUAUUUCUAAUCUACAACAGUGAUUCCACUAAAUAAAACAGGCAAUUACAUCGUG
This is a messenger RNA of Columba livia (rock pigeon), 9414 nucleotides long. RefSeq names its product protein phosphatase, Mg2+/Mn2+ dependent 1A (gene PPM1A). Lineage: Eukaryota; Metazoa; Chordata; Aves; Columbiformes; Columbidae. Gene Ontology annotation, molecular function: magnesium ion binding; manganese ion binding; protein serine/threonine phosphatase activity. Bases 416 to 1564 code for a protein of 382 amino acids. Gene Ontology annotation, biological process: peptidyl-threonine dephosphorylation; positive regulation of canonical Wnt signaling pathway; positive regulation of canonical NF-kappaB signal transduction. Gene Ontology annotation, cellular component: cytosol; nucleus. The transcript has 6 exons. The record is from RefSeq and is a predicted model, not a curated record.